Molecule: messenger RNA, 1392 nt
Organism: Penicillium cataractarum
Lineage: Eukaryota; Fungi; Ascomycota; Eurotiomycetes; Eurotiales; Aspergillaceae
Product: ubiquitin domain-containing protein DSK2
Exons: 2
Coding region: 1-1392 (463 amino acids)
Biological process (GO): ubiquitin-dependent protein catabolic process
Cellular component (GO): cytosol
Molecular function (GO): polyubiquitin modification-dependent protein binding
Source: RefSeq, a predicted model, not a curated record
AUGGCGGAUGAUAAUGCGACUACGGAGGAGGCUCCUAUCACCUUCACUGUGAAGUCCUCCACUGAUGCCAAGUUCACCCUCACUCUUCCUCUUUCUACACUUGUCUCGGAGCUCAAGGAGAAGCUCUCUAGCUCUGAGUAUGCCGACACCCCCGCGGAACGUCAGCGCCUGAUCUACUCUGGUCGAGUACUCAAAGAUAAUGAGACACUCGAGACUUAUAAGAUCAAGGACGGCCACACAAUUCACUUGGUCAAGAGUGCUGCCAGCAACCAACAACGCUCGAAUGCACCCGCUCCAUCUACCUCCACGCCAUCAGGGGCAGGCACUACUGCCCCAAGCCAACCCGCUGCUGGUGUGCCGACCAAUCUCGCUGCUGGUACUGGCAAUAAUCCUCUCGCUGGUCUGACUGGUGCUCGAUAUGCCGGCUUCGCUCAACUCCCCGGAGCUGGCCUCUUUGGCCCUGAUGGUGGGAUGGGCCCUCCCCCGGAUAGCGAAGCCAUGUUGAGCAUGCUGGAAAACCCCCAAAUCCAAUCCCAGAUCAACGAGGCGCUACAAAAUCCCGCAAUGAUCGAUAUGAUGAUUCAACAGAACCCCAUGCUUCGCGAUAUGGGCCCCAUGGCCCGAGAACUGAUGCAGCGACCUGCAUUCCGUCGUAUGCUGACCGACCCAGCGUCCCUCCGUCAAAUGAUGCAGAUGCAGCGGGCAAUGGGCGGUGGCGGCAUGGGUGGCGGUGAUAGUGCUUUCCCGGCCCCUGGCGUGACCAACACAACCGAGGGCGCCCAGAAUACUGAGCAGCAGCAAAACACACCGGUCAAUCCAUUCGCCCAAAUGCAAAACCCAAUGAUGGGGGGAAAUCCGUUCGCUGCUCUGUUUGGUGGUCAGCCCUUCGGGCAACCCCCCGCCAGUGCCGGCACUCCUGGAACCAACCAGACGGAGGGUGCUCAAGGAGCCCAGAACACUGCAGCCCGGUCUGCGACUGGAGAGGGUCAGGGCCAGACUCCCGAGGCUGCUCAAAACCCUUUCGCUUCUCUCCUGAACCCAGCCCUGUUUGGCAAUGCUGGGCAAGGCGGCAUCAACCCAUUCGAUCCCCAGCAGAACCCGUUCUUGCGCGAUCCCGCUCUUAUGAACCAGUUGAUGCAGGGGAUGGGAGGCCCGGGUGCCGAGGGAGGUGCCGCUGGUGCUAACCCACUGGCAGCUCUGUUUGGAGGCGGUGGUGGCUUCGGUUCUCCACAGCCUGCCGAUAACAGGCCCCCGGAGGAGAGAUACGCCGACCAGCUUCGGCAAUUGAACGAUAUGGGUUUCUUUGAAUUUGAGCGAAAUAUUGAGGCUCUGCGUCGUUCGGGUGGCAGCGUUCAAGGAGCCGUUGAGUACCUCCUUACCCAUGGAUCAUAA